This is a messenger RNA of Nasonia vitripennis (jewel wasp), 852 nucleotides long. RefSeq names its product chymotrypsin-1-like. Lineage: Eukaryota; Metazoa; Arthropoda; Insecta; Hymenoptera; Pteromalidae. Gene Ontology annotation, molecular function: serine-type endopeptidase activity. Bases 48 to 833 code for a protein of 261 amino acids. The transcript is spliced from 4 exons. Gene Ontology annotation, biological process: proteolysis. The record is from RefSeq and is a predicted model, not a curated record.
GGCAUAUAAGCCUCGUCGGGUUAUCAUUCAGAAUAGUCGUAUACGAGAUGAAGUCGAUUACUGUUCUCCUGAGCCUCGCGCUCCUCGUUGGAAGCAUAGAUGCCGGCGUCCGCAGACCGAGAAUAAUCGAAGGCACCGACGCGAGCAUCCGAGACUUUCCAUAUCAGGCUAUGAUACAGAUGGGUCUGAUGGCUCCGCAUAAGCACAUCUGCAGCGGUGUCAUCCUCAGCAAAAAGCACAUCCUCGCGACCGCCCACUGCAUGACUGUCUUCAUGUUCCCCCCCUUCAACUUCGGCAGAGUAAUCACGGGGACGGAUCGCAAUACCAACGACACCACCGGACAUAUUCACCAGAUCGCCAGUAUCGAGAAACACGAGGACUUUGACGGAGCCGCUGCCUCGUCCUAUCGUCACGAUAUCGCCGUAAUCACGUUGGAGGACGAAAUCGUGUUCGACGAGUACCAGCAGAAAAUCGAGCUAGUCGACCACGACGUCGAAAGUGGCAUCACGGCUACUCUGACCGGCUGGGGACGAACCAAGAACGGAACCGACUCCGUCCAGCUGCAGAAGCUCAGCACGACAGUUCUGACGAGUGCCGAGUGCCAGCCGUACUACCCCGACGACAGACCCAUAUUCGAGGACCAGUUUUGCGCGGUAGCUGCUAAGGGCGCGGGUGCUUGUCGCGGUGACAGCGGCGGUCCUCUGGUCGUCGGCAACAAACUGGUCGGAAUCGUUUCUUGGAUCAAUGAAGGAAUCUGUGUUAGUGGAACACCUGAAGUCUACACGAACAUCUACUCGCAUAAAGACUUUAUCGAAUCCGCGAUUAAUAAAUGAUUUGCUGUGAUGUAAUUUA